CAGUGACUAAAAGUUACAAAGGUGAAUGAUAGGUAAUGGAUUAGUUACGUGAAAUGCCAUAGAGUUGACGAUAAGAUUGAUGAGCAUAUACGAUAAAUAUGUGCACUCUAGUGGAAUUAUAUUUGUUAUAUUUCUUCAUCAUAAAAUUAUGAUAAUGUUUUAUAAAUUAAGCAAUGAUGAUAUCAAACAUGACUGAUUACAUGUUCUCUCACGUACGAUUGAAUAUUUAUUUAUGUUUUUAAAUAUCAAGCUGCUUUGAGAUUUAUCGUUGAUUUAUCGUGUGCAGACUAACAUUGGGUGUUUUUGAGUUCCAAUAAUCAAGUGAUCGACAAAGUUUAGUAUUGAAUUAAAUCAUGAUUCACUGGACAGUAAACCAAGGCAACCCGGGCUAGUGAGUAGGAAAAAAAAAAUAAAAAAAGACGGUGAAACAAAUAUUUCUCAAAAAUUGGCCAGCAAAUACAAGAUGGGUAAACAAACACCACAAACUCGUGGGUGGGGCUAGAUAAGAUUAAUAAUCUUUGAAUAGCCAUGUGGCGUAAGGAGCUCCUGAUGUGUUGGUGCCUUGCUAUGCUGUCGUCAUCACAAUCCCACACAGUUACAGAUUUAUCAACAAGGGAGCUCAUUACAACAUCAAGCACACCAUCAACGAAAGCAACAAAAGCAACGAAAGGAACAACAGCGAAACGCUCGAUGCCAACUGACUCACCGAUGUUGAACUACAUAUUUGAUAUUCACAGCACGCUAAAUAAACAUCAACAUCACAGAGAUAAUCGGUGGGGACCUCAAUUUGAGGGUGAAAGCCAGAAUGUCACUGCUCAAGCUGGUGCAACUGUAAUUUUAGACUGCAAAAUAUCUCUGCUACAAGGCAAAACUGUUUCAUGGAUACGAAGACAUGAAGAUGGUGAAAAGAUGACAUUACUCACGUAUGGUCAGCAAACGUACACUGGUGAUUCGCGUUACUCUGUUGAAUUUCAGUAUCCAGAUAAUUGGCGAUUAAAAAUUCGAAAUGUUAAUAGUAGUGACGAGGGUCAGUACGAGUGUCAAAUAAGCACUCAUCCACCAAAAAAUAUUUAUGUAAAUCUUCAUAUUAAUGCGCCUUCAGUGCAAAUAGUAGACGCUGCGGGUGACCCAUUGAGAGACAAAUACUAUGAAGCUGACAGUACUAUUGAAUUGUUGUGUGUUGUCCGACACAUGGCAAUGCAAGUUCAGUACAGCGUAGUUCAGUGGCUGCAUGGCAACCGGAUCUUAAACUACGACACAACCAGAGGGGGUAUUAGUGUAAAAACAGAUUUGAUGGAUGUUGGAGCCAACUCGACCCUGAGUAUAGCUAAAGUGGGACCAACUGACAGUGGUAAUUACACCUGUGUACUAACUACUAUGCCAGAUCAACCUGCGACUGUUCACGUUCACGUGCUUAACGGAGAAAGUCUAGCUGAGUUGCAUCAUGGCACAGCAAACAUGAUAAUAAAUAACACCAUCUAUUUUAUUAUUUUACUUGGGUUCAUCCUAAAUCAACUGCUUGUACUGAGAUGAAGAUACUCAUAAGAUACUCCUAUAACAAAAACAACAUUAAUUAUUAUUAUUAUUUAAAGAUGUUUAA
Molecule: messenger RNA, 1600 nt
Organism: Microplitis demolitor
Lineage: Eukaryota; Metazoa; Arthropoda; Insecta; Hymenoptera; Braconidae
Exons: 7
Coding region: 529-1533 (334 amino acids)
Biological process (GO): synapse organization
Cellular component (GO): neuron projection membrane
Source: RefSeq, a predicted model, not a curated record